AUGAGCACCAUGAGCCUUGCACGCCGCCGCAUCGACAUCCAGAGCCUGACCAACCCAGCACCUCCCGAUGAUGACUGGCGCCGCAACUUGCCUACCGAAUCCGGACUCCGUGCGAGCCUCACUGCCACUUCCCCGCCGCACAACAAGAUUGUCUGGGACACUCCCCCCCUAGCGAUGCGCAAAGUGGACGAAGACUACGAGGCAGAGGCCGACGAGGGCCAAGUCAAGAUUGUUCCUGGCGAAGAGGUCGACGAACACCAGUCUGAAGGCGAUGAGAGCUCCCGCUCAGCAUCUGCCAGUGCCAGCUGCACCCGCUCCCCAUCCUCAUCUCCAAGGAUGUCGGCGCCUACCGGUCGUUGGGCCUGGCCCCGUAUUCCCAACCCCCACCCCUCGCUGCUCAGCGCGGCCCAGGCGAUCCCUGGUGAGAUCGGCCCUGUGCGUGGUCGUCGAGACCGUGACAGCUCUGCACGCUCGGCCGUUGCCUUGCCUCCACAGAGAACCCGUACAGCAGCCCCCGUCCCGGUCGAAGGUCUCACCAAAAAAUCGCGUGGCAGAAGGGUCCCCACUGCGGCCAGCACCGUCCCAGACGGAGAUGUCGUCUUUCAGGCGGGCAAAGACGGCGAGAAAAUGACAAGAAUGUUUGCAUGCACCGUUGAGUCUAUUCACCACUUAAGUUUGAUCUCUCCGGAGCUGAUUCGCAUUUCGCUUCAAUUUAGGUUGAUGGUUGUGGAAAGUGUUUUCAUCGUGGGGAGCAUCUUAAGCGCCAUAUCAGGAGCAUCCAUACCAAUGAACGACGUUCUUACCACACGACUUUCUCCAGCCCACUCGUGUCCAGAGCCCGAUUGCCUCAAGACCUUUAGCAGACAUGACAACCUCAUUCAGCAUAUGAAAACCCAUGGUCGAAUAUUACCCGUUUUGCUACCGGGAGAAUCUAGUUCGCGAGAAUCCCUCCAACAAGCAACCGCGUAUCGCUACUACCGUCCUCAGAGCGACGUGGAGCCUGAGAGCGAGGAUGACAUCGGCGCCAAGUCUGAAGAGGCCGAGACUAUGGAUGUUGAUCAGGACUCUAAUUCUGCUAAAGAGAGUGCUGCAGCCCCUCAGUUGCCGCUCGUCUUCCAGUCUGGGGUGAUUGCCGGUCCUGGCGCGGUUUCCCCGCUUCAACCUGGGCGAUCACGUCACACCAGCGAGCGGAGCGUAGGGUCCCCACAGGGAGAGUUGCAGUGUCCGCACGAUUGCGGAAAAACUUUUAGAAGGGGCGAACAUUUGAGGAGGCACAUCAAGGGAAUUCAUCUCGCCGAACGACCGCACGCGUGUCCACAUCCUGGUUGCGGCAAGACAUUCAGUCGGCACGACAACUUGAUGCAACACGCCAAACGUCAUGCGCGGCCCGUUGACAGCCGUAAGCGCAAACGCGUGCAAAGCGCCCAGCCGGCAGAAGCCAUCGAUGAGCUGGAGCCCGACGCUGAGGCCGAACCCGAGCACGAUUUUGAGAGCGAGGACGAAUGCUGA
Rhizoctonia solani is the source of this 1509-nucleotide messenger RNA. RefSeq names its product C2H2 zinc finger. The coding region runs from base 1 to 1509 and encodes 502 amino acids. Gene Ontology annotation, biological process: regulation of transcription by RNA polymerase II. The record is from RefSeq and is a predicted model, not a curated record. Gene Ontology annotation, molecular function: DNA-binding transcription factor activity, RNA polymerase II-specific; RNA polymerase II cis-regulatory region sequence-specific DNA binding. Gene Ontology annotation, cellular component: nucleus. NCBI's taxonomy places the organism in Eukaryota, Fungi, Basidiomycota, Agaricomycetes, Cantharellales, Ceratobasidiaceae. The transcript is spliced from 6 exons.